AUGUUCUCCUGGAAAAACUGGCGAGCAGCAAAGGUGAUCGGUGCCGGGCAGAGUGAAAAGAUCCCCUCCACCGAGAAGCCCGCGCUGUUCAAGAUCGCCGACAAAUAUGGCUGUGCCCUGGGUGAAGAGCCUCCCGCUGCAUCCAACCGUCUGACAUACAACACCGAUGACGCGUCCACUUUGGAGCGGUUCAAGAUUCGCGAGAUCUGCGAGGGUUGGCCACUCCACCGCGACGCCUGCGAGUGGACUGAUCUUCGGGAGAUCUUUGACCUGAACGCAUUCAUCAAUAUCUCCUGGCAGCAGAACUACCGGAACAAGGCCAUUGAGUCUUGGGCUGAAAGCUGGAAGAAGGGUGAAUACAUCAGCCAUCGAGUGCACGGUCAUGCGGUGGACAUCAAGGGUGACCGUGCCGUUGAUAAGAUGAAGGUUACGAUCUCGGUGCGUUUUGCUGAUGAGUAUGGAGUCGAGUGGGACAGUGACUGUGACUGCCGCUUUGUCUUCUUCUUGAAGAAGCAACCGCACGGUUGGAAGAUCUUCUGCAACCACCCAAUCUAUGAGAAGGACAAAAUGGUGCCUGUGGACCCGACACGUCUCCCAAGGAUCGACCAUGAGGCCUUGACUCAGGAGCCCAAGGGUUACCAGUUCCUGGCCUAUGGCAUGCGUCGGCUGGGUUACCCGAUUAAACCGAACAUGCCUCAGCUAUUCGGAAAGGAGCGUGACGCACUAUAUAAAGAGAUGAUGGAGUGGCUGGAUGGUAAGGAUAUUGAUUUUUCUCAAGAUGAUUUCUAA
This is a messenger RNA of Aspergillus heteromorphus CBS 117.55, 789 nucleotides long. RefSeq lists its product as uncharacterized. The transcript is spliced from 2 exons. Bases 1 to 789 code for a protein of 262 amino acids. The record is from RefSeq and is a predicted model, not a curated record. Lineage: Eukaryota; Fungi; Ascomycota; Eurotiomycetes; Eurotiales; Aspergillaceae.